UGAGUAACCCCGAAAGAAAACAAAUAUAUAAACCAACAAAAUUCUACUAAAAAAUACCAACAAGUUUCUAGGUGAAAGUACCGUGAGAAAAAAAUGGAGGUAAAGAAGAAGAACAAUGAGGUGAGUGAAGAAGCAAAAGAGAAAAUCUCAGAGAGACUAUCAUCUUUUGAAAACCUCUGGUUCCCACGCGCUCAACAAUCCACCGCCACUCUCCCAUCCCAACGCAAAUCCAUCUUCCUCGACCUUCUCUCUCGAGACACCGCCCUAUUCCUAGAACGCUACGGUUCCAACCUCACCUGCAGCGAGUUAACCGAGUUCGAUGCAAUGAAACACGAUUACGAAAUCAACUGGCACGUGACGCGGUUACGGAGUUUGUUGAGUCCUACAUCGGAGGAAUUGCGGAAGAGGUCGGUUAGGGCGAAGAACAGGCGGCGGGCUUAUUUGGAUAGAUUGAUGAUCGGAGGUCAGUAUUUCUCUGAAGAAGCUAUGAGGGAUAGGGAGCCUUAUCUUCAUCAUGAAUAUGUUGGCAAGUUUCAGGAUCGAGUUGGAAGAGCUAUGGCUAGACCUGGUGAGAGAUGGUCUGAUACGCUUUUGAGAAGGUGUGAGGAAGCUGCUAUUGUUGCUAAGAUUAGAGGGGAACAGCAGAGGAUUGGUGUGCCUCAGAGGGAUUGGAUUGGUAAUGAAGGGUUUCAAGAAGAAGAAGAGGAAGAAGAAGAAGAAGAAGAAGAAGAGGAGGAGGAAGAAGAGGAAGAGGAAGAAGAAGAUGUUGAAGAAAAAGAGACUGUGGAGCAGAGACGCUUGCCCCAGCCCAAUGUAACUGAUAAUGCCACAUCUAAUCCAGCUAGAGAAAGGCAGGAUCCAACCUUAUCAUCAGAAGAGCUGGAGGACCGGAUGAAUCAGUUCACAUACAUUAUGCAGCAGAAGUUUCUAGUAGGAGAAGAUCAUGAACAUGUAGAUUACUCUAAAAUAGAUAAUGAUGAAACCCUUGAUGAUCAUUGGCAGAGGGAAGCCAGUGUUGAUGCAGAAGAGAGAUACUUUGCUGACGCUUAAGUUGCUUUAGCUUGAUACUGCAGAACCAGAUGUGUAGAUAUUGCUUGACUGUUUUCUCCAUUUGGCCUUCUUCAAAUCUAUACUGUACUUACAUUAGCGGAUUGUGUCUAUAACAUAAGUAACUUGUUGUGGGUAGCAGGUCAUUUUUCUAGAUUAGUACUAAUAUUGCUACUAAUUAGCUUAUGAUUUUUUUAUUAUAAAAAUAGCUUAUGAUUUUA
Messenger RNA from Lathyrus oleraceus (garden pea), 1268 nucleotides. RefSeq lists its product as uncharacterized. Bases 94 to 1050 code for a protein of 318 amino acids. The record is from RefSeq and is a predicted model, not a curated record. Lineage: Eukaryota; Viridiplantae; Streptophyta; Magnoliopsida; Fabales; Fabaceae. The transcript has 2 exons.